AGGUUAUUAGAUAUGGUAUGUAGCUAACUUUUUUUUUCUUCUAUUUUUUUCUAUUUUUUUUUUCUAUAAUCUAUUAUUAUAAUAGAGUGAGACUGGACUUUUCUCUGUCCGGCAUGCAGACAUCAGACAUCCACACCAAACUGUACUUCCUCUCACAUGACCACUGUUUUGUCCUUCAGAUAAAUAGUCUCUGGAUCUGAUUGAUUGAUAAAUAAUAAUUAAAGACCACAGACCACGUCAUGGAUCUUGUUAUGAAGUCCUUUUUACUGUCUACUGUCUUCUUGCAUUAUUAGAGUGUUGUAGAAUAGGAAGAAGUCUAUUUAAAAUCCUGUUAGACCUGAUGUCAUGAGUAAGUAAGCUACAGAGUAAAUGCCUCAGUAAUGAGAGUAAAUACCUCAGACAGUGAAGGUGUGUUCCAGUUGAGCAAACAUGUCAUUAAAAGUGUUUUUCACUCAGUUCUCCUUAAAAAGGUAAGCCAUACAUCUUUAUAAUUAGUGCAGCGUGGGCGUGGCUAAUGAACGCCCUGUCUGUUAGUGAGCGCGCGCAGGCUCGUUUGGAGGAAGACGUUUGUUGCCAUAGUAACCGCUGUACACUGCAUGACUGGCAAGAGAGACGAGUAAAGAAUUAAUCUGCAGCAGAUCGUUGGUAUUGGAAUAAAGCCUGGUUAGUAAACAUGUCAGUAUUUGAUGAAGAUGAAGUGACAUUCAGGGAGGAAAAGCAGGAGGAGGAGGAGGAGGAUUACCCAGCAGACACAGCGGCCAAACAGCACGAGGUUGAGCCCUGCUCAUUAACACAGGAUGUAAUUGGACAGAACCUUUCCUUACUGUGCCGGACAGGUGAUGGACUUUCUCAUGCAUACGUCAGACUUGACCUACAAAACAGGAAUCUGGAAGACAUUGUUGUGUUGAGUUCAUUUGUCCAUCUGCGUUUCCUGGACAUCUCAUCCAACUACCUGACAGACCUUUCUCCACUGGCUACUCUGACUGAUCUUCUUUGGCUAAAGGCAGAUUUCAAUCGGAUUCAGAGUUUUCGGGGUCAGCCACUCAGCCAGCUUCCUUAUCUGCAGUGGCUAAGCCUCAUGUCCAAUUGUUUGAGUGACACAGAGGGCCUUGGUGGGACUGCACUGGAAAACCUUAAUCUUAGAGGUAAUAACCUUCAGACAGUGUCUGGCCUUGAUUAUGACAAGCUGACCAAUCUAGUAUCUCUAGAGUUGAGAGGAAACCAUUUAGAAACUACAGACGGUAUUCAUCUCCCCAACCUGCGCCGUCUUUACCUGGCCCAGAAUAAAAUAAAACGAUUAGAAGGACUGGACAAACUGGAACACCUAACAGUCCUUCACCUUAGAGACAACCAGCUGGAGACACUUGAUGGUAUCAGUUCCAGUAUGAAAUCUCUGCAGUAUCUUAAUAUCAGAGGAAACAUGCUAGCUUCCCAGCAUGCAUUACAAAGCCUGAACGGUGUUGCUGGCACAUUACGGGCCCUCGUGCUGGCGGACAAUCCUCUGUCGGAGUCGGAGGAUUAUCGGCUCAUUGUCAUCUCGCGCCUCCCUCUUCUUGAAAGACUAGACAAGGUUCAUGUCUCUCCUGUGGAGCAGAUUGAAGCUCAAGAGAGAAUCCGGGAACUACAAAACUUCACAGAACAAGAAGAACAUUAAACAGGAGUAUAGAGAGUGAAGGUGCAUUUGUCCUGCUGCAGAAGAAAGAUGUGCUGUAGAUGAUUCAGUACAAUACUGUAGAAGUUCAUUGUUUUAUUUAUUUUUUUCUGACUAAAUUGUUUCUUAUAAUUUCUGUUUCGUGUACACAUAGCAUGAUUUAUUAAAGAUGAUUGGUUUCCUCUUUGAUUUGUUGUCUGUUCUACUUUAAAGUCAGUGAAUUUAACCGACUGAAAAUAAAUGUUUAGUAACAAUAGGACAUUAACAGUAGGUGAAGUAAACAUGGACACACAAUUUCCUACAAGAUUAACGGAGAAUUUUUCCCCAAGUCACCAGGCAGUAUCAUAACCUGUUGAGAAAUGCUUACAGUAUUUGACUGUACUGUUCUUUUAGACACUCUACACUUUACACUACUCCACCUCUUGUCUUAUGAAGGUAUUGUGUGGAGUUAUGGUGUCAUGUAGUGGAGUGUUUGAUGGAUGUUGUAUAGUCUUUGGGGUGUGAACAUGUUUGUACUGCAGUCUUGUGUAACCACACACACUAAUAAGAAUUUUAUUGUACAGUGACGAUAUGAACAUGACUUGAUUUGUGUAUUACAUAAUGAACUAAUCCAGUGUCCUGUCUGAGAAUAAAGUCUCUGUAGAACAAUAAUUUAUUAUAAAUAUUUAAAUCCAGACUGUAUUUACUAUUCAUCAGAUUCAAAUAGAUAUAAAGCUUG
Messenger RNA from Hemibagrus wyckioides, 2369 nucleotides. It is a transcript of the gene lrrc23, whose product is annotated as leucine rich repeat containing 23. NCBI's taxonomy places the organism in Eukaryota, Metazoa, Chordata, Actinopteri, Siluriformes, Bagridae. The coding region runs from base 674 to 1654 and encodes 326 amino acids. Gene Ontology annotation, molecular function: protein binding. The record is from RefSeq and is a predicted model, not a curated record. The transcript is spliced from 8 exons.